This is a messenger RNA of Peromyscus leucopus (white-footed mouse), 1781 nucleotides long. Its product is annotated as melanoma-associated antigen B4-like. Gene Ontology annotation, cellular component: nucleus. Gene Ontology annotation, biological process: negative regulation of transcription by RNA polymerase II. The coding region runs from base 1 to 1578 and encodes 525 amino acids. The transcript is spliced from 5 exons. The record is from RefSeq and is a predicted model, not a curated record. Lineage: Eukaryota; Metazoa; Chordata; Mammalia; Rodentia; Cricetidae.
AUGGUACAAGAAAAAUUAUCUACCAGUUACUCAAAAAAAACUGACAGCCUGACAGCAAGUACAUGUAAAGAAGCAACUGAGUAUCUGCUCUUUGGGAAGUUCUGUGCUAGUACUGGUGAUGCUGAGGAAAAGAUCGAACUUCAUCCCAUAGAAUUCAGAAGCAAGGAAAUAAAAUCUUACGAGGAAAAUAUUACAAUGCCCUAUGGGAAUUACAGCAAAACACCCAGGAAGGUGGAGUUGCAGAAGCAACCCAGCCAGAGCGCUCGAGUAUUCCCUGGCCACUCGUCUAUAAGACUGAGAAGUACACCCCCCACGCCAGAGGGGGCGCCAGAGAGGCGAGGCUUCCGGCAGCGUCUCUCGGGGUUCUUCCCUCCGCGAGGGCGUGAUUUCCUUCUCCACAGUUCGAGACCGGGAGGCGUGAGGAGCGCUGUCGCGGCCGCCGGCUCAACAGGACCAGGAGACAAGCCCCAGUCUGUGUCGUUCCAGCUUCCCGCCCUCUCCCUGCCACCUCCUCCCCGCCGGCCGGCUCGUGCCCCCCCCCCUUCUCGGCUUUUCUACCGGUCGCCGCCAUUUCGAAAGACCACGAGCCUGGCCGUGGCCGUGGCGGUGGCGGAAACAGUAGAGGAAAUACCAGAGGCAGCAGAAAAGUCCUCUGCUGCUUCCCAGAGCCAGGCUGGGGCUGAGUCCUCCAGCACUCCUGAGGCUUCUGAGAAAGCAACACCAUCUGCCUCAAACACUCUGAGUAUUUCUUCCACUGAAUCACAUGAGAGUUCCUUUGAGGAAAGUGAUGAAUUCCAGGAAAAGGAAUCCCCUGUUGAGGACCAGCCUUGUACCAUCCGUCCUCACCAAGAAAUGGUAUCAAGAAAGGUAAUGGUGCUCUUACAAUACUUGCUUCACAACUUCAAUUUGAGGCAGCAUACUACUAAGGAAGGCAUGCUGAAGGUUAUCACCAAGAAGUAUGAAGACGACUUUCCUGAGAUCUUCAGGAAAGCCUCUCAGAAGCUUGAAGAUGCCUUUGCAAUGGAAGUGAGGGAAGUCAACUCAAGUGAGCCCUCAUACAACCUCAUCAGCAAGCUGAAGCUCCCCAACAAUGGAAGGAUUCGUGCUGGCAGAGGCUUACCCAAGACUGCUUUUGUGAUGUGUGUCCUAGGUAUCAUCCUCGUUAGGGGCAGUUGUGCCAGUGAAGAAGAGAUCUGGCAAAUCCUGAAGACGAAGCGAAUCUAUCCAGGGAAGAAGCACUGCAUCUUUGGUGAGCCCCGGAAGCUCCUGACCCACUAUUUGGUGAAGCUGGAGUACCUGGAGUACAGGCAGGUGGCCGGCAGUGAUCCUCCACGCUAUGAGUUCCUUUGGGGUCCCAAAGCCUAUGCUGAAACAAGCAAGAUGAAAGUCCUGGAAUAUUUGGCCAAGACAAACCAAACAACACCUGGUGCCAUCUCUGCCCUUUAUGAAGAGGUUUUGAAAGGUGAUCAGGAACAAACAGAAGCCAGAGUUGAAGAUGACUCUGAUGCCACUGGCGAAACUAGUGAAGAUUCUUCAGCAAAAUUACCAGCGAAUUCCACUGUCCCUGUUGACCCCUAAAGUUUUCCUGUCAUUGAGAUAAGGACAUAAAGCAUGAAAAAAAAGGUUUUCUUGAAAAUAUGAAAUAAUUCUACAGUUAGAAGGAUUAAAAGAUGUUCAAAUCUAGUUUUCAUUCUUUUUUUUUUUUUUACUAUGUGGUUUGGUAAAGUUACAUGCAAUUAAAUGUUAUUCUUUGCUUAUGAAAUAAAGUUGAAGAAAUUAAA